AUGGGGCUCACCAAGCAGUACCUUCGCUAUGUUGCCAGCGCAGUCUUUGGCCUCAUUGGCAGCCAGAAAGGCAAUAUUGUCUUUGUGACGCUUCGUGGGGAAAAAGGCCGCUACGUGGCAGUGCCAGCCUGUGAACAUGUUUUCGUCUGGGACUUAAGAAAAGGCGAGAAGAUCCUUAUCCUUCAGGGGCUUAAACAAGAAGUCACUUGCUUGUGCCCCUCCCCAGAUGGGCUGCACUUAGCUGUUGGUUAUGAGGAUGGGUCUAUUCGAAUCUUCAGUCUCCUGAGUGGGGAAGGAAAUGUAACCUUCAAUGGUCACAAAGCAGCCAUCACUUCCUUGAAGUAUGAUCAGCUGGGAGGCAGGCUGGCAUCUGGGUCCAAGGACACAGAUAUUAUUGUGUGGGACGUGAUCAAUGAAAGUGGCCUCUACCGUCUAAAGGGGCACAAGGAUGCCAUCACACAAGCCUUGUUCCUACGAGAAAAGAACCUGCUAGUCAGCAGUGGGAAAGAUACCGUGGUGAAAUGGUGGGACCUUGAUACCCAGCACUGCUUCAAAACGAUGGUUGGCCACCGAACUGAGGUGUGGGGAUUGGUUCUGGUGUCAGAAGAAAAGCGACUCAUCACGGGGGCUUCAGACAGUGAGCUGAGGGCCUGGGACAUAGCCUACCUGCAAGAGAUUCAAGAUCUAGAAGAACCAGAGCCCAAGAAAAUCAAGGGGUCGUCCCCUGAAGUACAGGACACACAUGAAGCCGAGAAUGGUGCCCUCGAGGUGGACGAGGCUCCUGAGGAUCGCAUCCUCACCUGCAGAAAAGCUGGCUCCAUCCUGCGGGAAGGAAGGGACAGAGUCGUGAACCUCUCGACCGACAAAACAGGCAGAAUGCUUGCUUGCCAUGGAACUGACUCUGUACUGGAAGUGUUCUGCAUUCUCUCCAGGGAGGAGAUUCAGAAGAAAAUGGAUAAGAAGAUGAAGAAGGCCAGAAAGAAAGCCAGAUUAAACUCCGGCAAAGGGGAGGAAGAAGACCUGGAAGUCAGUGUUGAAAUGACUCUGCAAGAUGAAAUCCAGCGGGUGGCAAACAUCAAAACAUCUGCCAAAAUCAAAUCCUUUGACCUGAUCCUCUCACCGCAAGGAGAGUUAAAGGCUGUCUUCCUGCUGCAGAACAACUUGGUGGAAUUGUAUUCACUGAGCCCGGCAGCGCCUGCCCCUCAGCCUGUGAGGACGAGCAGGGUCACCCUUGGGGGCCAUCGCAGCGACGUGCGGACCUUGUCCUUCAGCUCCGACAAUAUCGCUGUCCUUUCUGCGGCAGCCGACUCCAUUAAGAUUUGGAACAGGUCUACACUGCAGUGUAUCCGCACAAUGACCUGCGAAUAUGCGCUUUGCUCAUUCUUUGUACCUGGUGAUAGGCAGGUGGUCAUCGGAACAAAGACCGGACGACUGCAGCUGUAUGACUUGGCCUCGGGGACCCUGCUGGAGACAGUGGAUGCCCAUGACGGGGCUCUGUGGUCCAUGUCUCUCUCUCCAGACCAGCGUGGCUUUGUGACAGGUGGUGCAGAUAAGUCUGUCAAGUUCUGGGAUUUUGAGCUGGUGAAAGAUGAAAACAGUAGCCAGAAGAGGCUUUCUGUGAGGCAAACCCGAAUCCUGCAGCUGGAUGAAGACGUUCUGAGUCUCAGGUACUCGCCCAAUCAGAACCUGCUGGCUGUGUCUUUGCUGGACUGCACUGUGAAGAUUUUCUAUGUCGACACCUUAAAGUUUUUCCUCUCACUGUAUGGACACAAACUGCCUGUUAUAUGCAUGGACAUCUCUUAUGACGGAACACUGAUAGCAACCGGCUCUGCCGACAGGAAUGUGAAAAUCUGGGGUUUGGACUUCGGGGACUGCCACAAGUCUCUCUUCGCACACGAUGACAGUGUGAUGUACCUACAGUUUGUCCCCAAGUCUCACCUCUUUUUCACCGCCGGGAAGGACCGGAAGAUCAAGCAGUGGGACGCGGACAAUUUUGAGCACAUACAGACUCUGGAGGGGCACCACCAGGAGAUAUGGUGCUUGGCUGUAAGCCCCAAUGGAGACUACGUCGUGUCGUCAUCCCAUGACAAAUCUCUGAGACUUUGGGAGAGAACAAGGGAGCCUCUUAUUCUUGAGGAGGAGAGGGAAAUGCAAAGGGAAGCAGAAUAUGAGGAGAGUGUGGCCAAAGAAGACCAACCAGCAGUUCCAGGGGAGACUCAAGGAGAAAAUUACUUUACUGGAAAGAAAACUAUUGAAACAGUCAAAGCAGCUGAGAGGAUCAUGGAGGCUGUGGAACUAUACAGAGAAGAAAGUGCAAAAAUGAAAGAACACAAAGCCAUUUGUAAAGCUGCAGGGAAAGAGGUUCCUCUCCCCACCAACCCCAUCCUGAUGGCUCAUGGCAAUAUUUCUCCUUCAGCUUACGUGUUGGAGAUUUUUAAAGGAAUCAAGUCAAGUGAGCUGGAGGAGUCGCUCCUGGUGCUGCCCUUCUCCUACGUCCCCGACAUCCUGAAACUCUUCAACGAGUUCAUCCAGCUGGGCUCUGACGUUGAACUUCUGUGCAGGUGCCUCUUCUUCCUCCUCAGGAUUCACUUUGGGCAGAUCACUAGCAACCAAAUGCUUGUGCCAGUGAUUGAAAAAUUAAAGGAGACAACUAUUUCAAAAGUCAGCCAAGUCCGGGAUGUCAUCGGCUUCAACCUGGCGGGUCUGAACUACCUCAAGAGGGAGUGCGAGGCAAAAAGUGAAGUGAUGUUUUUCGCUGAUGCGACCAGCCACUUGGAAGAGAAGAAGAGGAAGAGGAAAAAGAGGGAGAAGCUGAUUUUAACACUGACCUAG
Molecule: messenger RNA, 2832 nt
Organism: Pipistrellus nathusii (Nathusius's pipistrelle)
Lineage: Eukaryota; Metazoa; Chordata; Mammalia; Chiroptera; Vespertilionidae
Source: the annotation of a GenBank genome assembly